GUCAGCGCUGCAGUAAAUUGUGACUAUGUGACCUUGAUGGAUGGCCAGCAAUUGCCAUAUGUGCAGGCACCUGGAUUAGAAAUUACCAGCAUACUGAGGGACAGUCCUGAUGUUGUCAGUCUCAUAGCUUUUGUUCAACUGGAGCUCCUAAAAUGGGAUUUUUUGUUUAAAUUAAAUUUAAUAAAUGCUCACUAUGCAAACUCAGAAACAGUUAUUAAAUAAGCUUAGGAUUAUUCCUUUUUUGACACUUGCCGCUUUGGGUGAAAUUGUCUCUUCUAUUUAUUAGCCUUAACUAAGCAGACUGUUAAUUUUCCAUACCACCUAGGACUAGGCUUUGAAAUAAGGGGGCUGAUGAAAGCAUUGUUUUAUUGUUUGCAGAUAUUGGCAAUGGAGGAUGUUCACACCAGUCCAUGCCCUCAGUUCAUGAAUGAUGUCAGCACUCAAGAAAAUUGUGACUGUGACCUUGAUGGAUGGCCAGCAAUUGACAUAUGUGCAGGCAGAAUGACUUUGAAGAGGAAGGGCGAAGAAGAAGGCUAUUCUGCAGCCAAGAGAGCCAGACUGAUUGACUUGGAAGAUACAGAAGAAACUUUUGGAUCGCUUGGUAAUAGCACGAGUAGUGUACAUUCAAAUUUGCUUCUAAAUGAGAAAGGGGAUGAUAACGAUGAUGUUGUCCUGGUGUUAGAUACUGACACACACCUUCUGUGGGAGGUGGCUGAGUUAUUAAAUGAUCUCAAACUGUAAAUAUCUAGUUAUGUAAACAGAAACCAACAGUCUGCUAUUUUUCUAGAACACUCACGUAUGUCAGAACUAGUUGGAAGUUGCAUGAUUAAAAGAAAUGUUGUCCCUGUGCUUAAUUAGUUAAGCACUGCCAUAAAGACAUACGGGGGAGUGGAGGUAUAUUUCCACCAUUCUUGACCUCAGCACUAGAUGGAGGUGAGCGGUCAGCUUCACUUCCCUCCUGCUUUACCCACAGUAGAAAUUGCAGAAGUGGUAUAUUACAUAAACUUCCACUCUUCAGAGAGAUUAAAAAAUAGGAAUAUUCAGAGGACCCAGUAUGAGUGUUCUCACUGUGUGAAGGAAGAAAUAGCCAGCAGUACGUAUGUUUGGUGUUGAGCUACCAGACAUGCCAGAUACACAGGAGUAUAGCUUUGAUUGACAGUGUUACAUUCGUAUUAAAAGCAGAAUGUAUACUGUCUACAAAGGCAAACCUCUGAGGGGAUUUACCCAAAUUCUUUAAGAGCAAAUUAAAUGCCUCUAAUGUUACAAUAGCAUCAGGAAAUAUACAAAUGUGCCUGCUUUGAAUUUCCUCGUGCAAAGCACACCACUUGUGUUAUUUCCUUACCUUUCCAACACCUAAGUUCCAAACACGAUGCAUUAACAAAUGCAACAGUACACAAAAUUUGUUAUAAAUUAAGAUGAUAAAAAUCAGAUAAGGAAUUCUCAGAAAUAUUACUCACACACACUUUCCUUUCACUGCAAUUAAGUAGCUGAUGCAAAAGCUGGAAACCCCGUCAGUAUGUAUGCAUAAGGAAACCAAUAAAGUAAUAGUAGAAACUGGGCUUUCUGGACACUAUCCAUAGUAGUGUUUUUUAUUUAAAACAAUAUUUUUUGAUACUGGAAUCUGCCUCCAUCCUCAGAUAGGCCUAAUUGUAGCCCCUAUAUCCGGUUACUAGGGUGAACACAAGGCAAGAAUAUGAACGAAAUUGUACAUAAACUAUCUGCGGUAGAGAGGACUGAGGAAGAGUCUAGUCUCUGAAACUGUGUUUUAAAUAAAAUAAAUAUCUCAGCACGGAGGCAGCAUGCAGUCUCUGAUCCAUUGCUGUAAAAGAAAACCAGGGCAAAGAAUAAUGUCCAAAAUAUUAAUAACUGUGUUAAUACACCAUAGUCACGAACUACCUAAUUUUAUUUUUGCUCUCAGAAUCUUAAUGCAAAUCUGCCAUUUCUA
Molecule: messenger RNA, 1945 nt
Organism: Cryptotermes secundus
Lineage: Eukaryota; Metazoa; Arthropoda; Insecta; Blattodea; Kalotermitidae
Exons: 2
Coding region: 352-741 (129 amino acids)
Source: RefSeq, a predicted model, not a curated record